GGGGCAGCAUCAACAAGAAAAGUGAAGAACACCUCUGUGAUUUGCUGAUACAACAUGGCUUCAGGGACCAGUAGACCGUCCUCUUUGCUUACCAUUGGCUUGCUUAUCUUGGCUCUGCAAUGGACAGACGGAGGAGCCUUCCCCACAAUACCACUCUCCAGUCUGUUUACCAAUGCUGUACUAAGAGCACAGCAUCUUCAUCAGCUCGCAACAAAUACCUACAAGGAAUUUGAGCGUUCCUAUAUCCCAGAAGAGCAGCGAUACUCCAUGAAGAAUUCUCAGACUGUAUAUUGUUAUUCUGACACUAUCCCUUCACCCAUGAGGAAAGAGGAAACUCAACAAAAAACAGACAUGGAACUGCUGAGGUUUUCACUGAUUCUCAUUCAGUCCUGGCUAAAUCCUAUACGGUUUCUAAGCAGGAUGUUUACAAACAGUCUUGUGUUUGGGACGUCAGACAGAGUCUACGAAAAACUCCAAGACUUGGAACAAGGUAUCCAAGUUCUUAUGAGGGAGGUGCAGGAUGGUACUUCCCAGAGCCUUCCGCUGCCUAGACCCACCUAUGACAAGUUUGAAUUCAAUCUCCGGAGUGAAGUCGCUUUGCAGAAGAACUACAAUCUCUUGUCCUGCUUCAAGAAAGACCUGCACAAAGUGGAGACCUUCCUGCGAGUGAUGAAAUGCCGUCGUUUUAGAGAAAUCAGCUGUGUCCCCUAAAGGCACAAAAGACCCACCUCUCCAUUCCAAUUUUCCUAUGAAGUUUCCUAGAACCUGGGAAAGAGAAUGGGCUAUUACUGUGCCAACUGCCUACAUGCCUGAGUCAAGUAAAAAGCAACCUAUUGCAUUUCAAAGCCCUGCUAUUUGUGAAGUCUCUCAAUGCUCCUUGAUAUCUGUGCAAAAAUAAAUGCUAUUUUGCUGCUGAAAGAA
Pantherophis guttatus is the source of this 921-nucleotide messenger RNA. RefSeq names its product somatotropin-like. Gene Ontology annotation, molecular function: growth factor activity; growth hormone receptor binding; hormone activity. Lineage: Eukaryota; Metazoa; Chordata; Lepidosauria; Squamata; Colubridae. Gene Ontology annotation, biological process: positive regulation of growth; animal organ development; response to nutrient levels. Gene Ontology annotation, cellular component: extracellular region. The record is from RefSeq and is a predicted model, not a curated record.